AUGCCAUCAAAACACGAGUAUGACAUACGGGAACUGCCACCAGAUGAUCGAAUUCGCUAUAGUUUGAAAUACCGAAAAGCGCUUUAUUUCACAUCCCAAGCAGCCAUCUGGACCUUCCAUCUGUACUUUCUUGUGCGCCUGCUAUUAGUGCUCACUGCACCGCAGCAGACAUGGCAAAUAUGGCUCAUGCUUCUCGUCGAGUAUAUUUUCGCUCGUACACCCCGUAAUGACCAGGUCCUCACCUUAUCGGCAAGCAAGUCAGGUCAGAAUCGUCCUAGGGACAGACUUCGACUUCUUGGUAAUGAUAGUUUGCCUCGAGUCAAUGUUCUGGUCCCCUGUUGUGGAGAGCCAACGGACGUGGUUCUCGACACUGUCCGCGCGGCUUGCUCUAUGGACUAUCCUCCCAUCCAAUUUCGAGUGCUCUUACUAGACGAUGGGGCCUCAAAUGCACUGCGUGAUGCUAUUGCAAGUCUACGCUCCGAAUGGCCUCAUCUGUCUUAUCAUACGCGGGGGCAACAGUCCGGUCGUGUCUUUGCGAAAGCUGGAAACCUCAACUACGCUCUCUUCGAGUUGCGGAAUGAGUUCCAACCGGAGUUUUAUGCGGUUCUAGAUGCCGACUGCAUGCCCAAACCUGAUUUUCUAAGAGCGACGCUGCCUCAUCUACUUAGAGACCCCCAAGCCGCUUUACUCACAACACGACAGUACUACUACAACUUGCCGGAUGGGGACCCGUUGCAACAAUCCCGCACUCACUUCUACACUUGCCAUAAUUCUGAGCUUGAUCGGAUGUCCUCCGCUAUUGAUGCAGGGUCUGGUGCUGUUUUUCGUCGUCAAGCCAUCGUUGAUGUUGGCGGAUAUCCGACUUUUUCGUUCUCUGAGGAUUGGCAACUUUCUUUGAUACUGCAAGGGCUCGGAUACCGGACACUUCAGGUCCUAGAACCGUUGCAAUUCGGAUUGGUGCCGACGUCAUUGGAUGGUCAUAUUGCCCAAAGGAACAGAUGGCAGCUUGGACAUUCACAACAGCCGUCUGUAUUGUUCUCUGAUGUAAACCAAUCUAUUCCGCGCUAUCUGAAAUGGAGUAUAACCUUUAAUGGAGUGUUUAUUGUCCUCGGUCUGGUCGGUUACAUGCUCGGAUUCGCAGCCGUUCCCGUGCUUCUUGCUUCGGGUAAUCUGAUUCCGACCACAUCACCGCCGAUAGUACAGAUUCAAGUUAUUUUGGCUGUACUGUUUGUCGCCUUGACUUGGAUACAUGGAUUGAUACAGGCCGCCCAUACAGGGUUCCGCAUCGCGCCCUUUGCUCAUCUGGAGAAUAGUUGGUUGGCAGGCACCCAUAUCCUUGCGGUUUUACGAUUUCACUGCGUCUCCAAGAAACCGAAGGGUUCUUUUGUCACCGGCAGCAGCGCUAACUCAUGGAACCGCAUGAUGGAACUUCCAAAAUACAAAAAGCUACGCAAAGACUUGUUAGACAACGGACUUCUCUACAGCCUGUUCCUUUUUCUCGCGACCCUAGGCGCAUUUAUGAUCUCUUUCCAUGGAGCAUUUAUCCAUACCUCUACUGCAGCUCAACCACUACUCGUGAGAUUACUGACGACUUUAGCGUGGCCGCCUAUGCUCCAUAUCGCCUACUUGACUCUUAGCAAUCUAUGGAUUCCAAUUGCAUAUCUCCUACAGCGUCCAGAGCAUCCAGAGCGAAGGUCGAAGAUGGCUGCUCACGCAAAUGGCAUCUUCUUGCCGCGAGAUGAUGUGCAAAAGAAGCUUCUUCAACACAGCGUUUUACCGCUUGGCUACUUGAACCACUAUGUCUUGGUACCCGUUGUUUUGGUUGCAGUUUUGAUCAUGGCAGUAGCUCUGUGA
Messenger RNA from Talaromyces amestolkiae, 1854 nucleotides. RefSeq lists its product as uncharacterized. The record is from RefSeq and is a predicted model, not a curated record. NCBI's taxonomy places the organism in Eukaryota, Fungi, Ascomycota, Eurotiomycetes, Eurotiales, Trichocomaceae. The transcript is spliced from 3 exons. Bases 1 to 1854 code for a protein of 617 amino acids.